ACCAAAUGUUUGCAUUAUAAUACCAGAAACUAACAGGGGACCACCUGAAGCAAUGAAUAUUCAAAAAGUUUAACAUUCCAAGUUGUUCGGCUUAGUUUUUGGUCAGCUCCAGAAGCCGUUUGUAACACACAAGUACAUCACAAAAAGAAAUGAAAGAUGGCGAGUUGAAGUGGGAAAAAAUUAACAAAAAUAAAUAAGACAGUUUUUAAUAAAGCGGUGAUUUUGUUGAUUUGAAAAUAUUUUAACUGAGAUACAGUCAACUGUGAAGUUGAACCAGUUGGACGUUACCGAACUUCAAGAAAAUAUAAUUACUCAUUUUGUAGUGUCGCCAGAAAAAAACAAACCAUCGAUUCUAUUUAUUGUGAUUAUAUUAGAUUUUUUUUUUUCAUUCUUAUUUUGGUACAGUGAACUCGUCCGUAAUAUUUUUGAGAAUAGUUUCAAAAGGUUCAGUAUAUAUCGCAGCAUGGUCAAAUGGUGAUUAUGGCACCAAGAAGAGCUGAAGAAGCUCCAAUUAAAAGAGUUGCAGCUUUCGGCUGUAGAUUACCGACACGUUUACCUGCUGGUGAAAUUCUCACAGAUAUUACUCAAAAUCAAUGGAGGCUUGGUAAGCCGAUUGGGUGCGGUGGAUUUGGUGACAUAUAUUUAGCUUCAAAUGAUAUUGAUCAUAACGUCAGUGAUGAUGCCAAAUAUGUCAUAAAAAUUGAGCCGCACAACAACGGGCCGCUCUUUGUGGAAAUGAAUUUCUACAUCAGAGCAGCUAAACAACAAAUGAUUGACACAUGGUGCCAGUCACAGGGAAAAGAACGGAUCGGUGUACCGACUUAUGAAGGAUCGGGCUCUCAUUUUUAUCAAGGAAAACGGUACAGGUUCCUCGUCAUUCCUCGCUACGGAACUGACGUUGGCAAAUUGUUUUUAUCAUACGACAGAAAACUUCCUACCAAAAUAGUCAACAGUCUUGCCAUACAAAUGUUGGAUGCCUUGGAAUACAUCCACAGUCGAGGAUAUGCUCACGCAGAUGUCAAAGGUUCCAACAUAAUGUUAGAGCUCAGUGACGAUUAUACGGUGACAAAAAAUUUAAGAGCCUACCUAGUUGAUUACGGGCUUACUUAUCGUUUUCGUACCCGCGCUGGAAUCCACAAAUCUUUCGUCCACGACGAAAGGCGAGCCCACGAAGGAACACUCGAAUUUACGUCCCGUGAUGCUCAUCACGGCACCCAUUCAAGGAGAGGUGAUAUGGAGACUUUAGGAUAUAAUUUAUUACAAUGGCUUUGUGGAAGGUUGCCAUGGGAGCAAGAAAGUGGCGGUAUGGCACCUUCUAGUAUACCGGAAGAGGUUCACGCUCAAAAAGAAACGUUGCUUUCUGACAUUCCGUUGUUCAUGCGGGAGUGCUUUCCUAGAAAGAAAAAACCUCCUGCUGCCAUCACGACUUACAUGAAAAGGAUAGCUGCCUUGGAUUUUGAGGAAAAGCCUGAUUACGAUAACCUUCGGAACUUAUUUCGACCGAAAGGCUAUGACGAAGAAAAACCUUUGUCGAUUUAUAAGAAACGUGUUGCUGACGAAAAUAUUUCGGUUUUUCAACCUUUCAAAAUGCCCUAUCUCCGGGAAAGAAGACCCUGCAAACCGGUCAACGGAGAGGCAAGAAUAACCAGAAAUACUCCGGCCCCUCCGCCUCCCAUAGAAAAAAUACAUUUCAGUUGGGAAGAGGUAUUGGCACGUCAUCCCGACCGACUAGCAAAAGUCAACUCUCAGCCAAUUUUGUCACCUUUGACUCCCCCUCCGUCGCCUCCACCGCCGUCUCUUCCAACAUACGCAAUGCUCGACGUUAUGAAACGUAUGAAAGACCGACAAGCCGGCAUUUACAGACAAAAGCCUAAAGUCUCCGAUGACCUAAAAUUGAAAUGGAUGACACCGCCGAUGAUAGAAAUAAUCCAAAUGAGAAAAAAAUCCCAGCAAGUGCCGGAUUCAUUGCCAAACGAUGCAGCCUCGUCGCCACGUUUGACGCGUUCUCGCGUCGCGCAUUUAAAACGAUUGGGCAGAAAUAGGAAAGGAGCUCAGAAGAAGAAAAAAGCAGCCUCUCACUGAAUCACGGAGGAUCCUUGGAAUCAUCGAUUUCGCCGGACUUCGAACGGUAUCGAUUUUGAAACAAGCAUAAUAUCGCGAACAAUCUUCAUUUACACAUUUAUUUGUCGAUCGUAAUAUACAUACAAUCUACAAUUAAUUCAAAUUCUUAGAUUAGCCGAUGGUAAAUAGUGCAGAAAAAUUUCUUGACGUUCCUGCGAGAAGGAUAACUGGUUAAUUUUUAAGUAAAAAAAAUGAAAGGGAUAAGCUAGGUAGCCUUGUCUCGCCAAUUUUCGUAAGACUGUUCCUGUCAUCACGGUUUAUAUUAUUCCACGAUUAUAGUUUUUUUCCUUUACCGUAUGUACAUAUAAAAGCCUUUCUUUCAAUAGAUUCGAGUCGUUGGAUAUAGAAUGUUAAUGAAUGUGAUGACAGUUCGUACUAGAUCAUGAACUCCCAUGUUUAAGUACUGCGAACUAAAUAGAUUUCUUCCGAAGGAAAGAACCACUGGAAAAAAUCGAUCGUGCAAAAGCCAGUGAUGAAUUAUUGUAAAUCUUUAACAGAAAUAUUUCGAAUCAUGAUCAGGAGCUAUUGGAUUUAUUCUACCGUAAAAUCUGUACUUAGAAUCAUUUUUCGAAGAUUUUUUUUUCAUCAGCUCCGUCACUGUUUCAGUACUUUUUGUAUAUAGUUAGAAUAUAUUACCAACUUAAUUCUGUGAUUGAUUUUUCAUGGAAAAACGAAACGAGUUUGUUUUUAAAUGCUCCAUGGACUUACUUUGUCUUUAAUAAUUUUUUCUCCGCCAACACUUCUUUGAUCAGGAUAAAUGGGAAGUGCAACGCAAAUCUAAAAUGUCACGUGUACCAAGCGCUAUUGAUUGGCUAAUUUCGAUUGAACUUUAUUACGAAUUUCUAAUGAUUGCGCAUUUUUUCGAACCGUGCGAUAGAAUAUUUAUCUACUUUUUAUUACUCGUAUGAAUAGCGUCACAAAAUAGAUUAUUAUAAAAUGAGAGGGAAACAGUAAAUCGUGAAUAUUGGUCUUACGAGAAUAUUAUAAAAGCUAAUCGGACAAAAGAUAUUUAAUUCAUCGUCGUUACGAUAAUAAGCUCGUAAUAAUGAAAUUUUUGAUGUAAAUAUUACGUAAAAUUACGAAGAGUCAGUAAGUAUAAGAGCCCCGCCAUCUCUCUUUCCAUGUUAUUCAUAUUGCAGUAUAUUCUUUGAGUUUUCAAAUGGUCAGAAAUGUGAAUUUGACUUCGCAACCAAAUUUCGAGUCAAGAAGUUCAUUUUUAGGUCUGAGCAUCCUCGAUGAAUUGUUAAUCAGUAAAUACGGAAAAUUUUGGCUUAUUAAAGGUGGUUCGUUGACUAUUUUUUAUGGAAAACUAAAGAUUCUCAUGAUCAAAGUUGAAUUUUUGUCCAUGCCAGAUGUUUGGGAACUUCUUAACUGAAAUUCGGUCGAAACUCGAGUCCACAUCAUUGACAAUUUAAUCUGGAACAUUCUGUAAAUAGAAAUAUUAUUUUAUUUGUGAUAAUUGAUAAUGUAUUGAACCUUGAAAAAGUACGAGGUUUAAGGGGAGCAACAGAAAAACGCUCUUCCUCGUUCAAUCGUCGAACAUGAAAUUCGAUUAAUUUUCUUGGCACUGAAUAAUUUAGGGGCGAACCAGUCGAUAUUGAGCCCCUUUCAAAGAAAAUCGAAUCUCAUCCAUCAUAAAAUUUAUUUUUUUUAUGUUCAUUUAAUGUUUUUUAAAAAAGUUGUCAUUAUUUUUAGAAUAUUGUGUAUUCGAGCAGUAAUUCUUUCAUCUCGUGUCGAAAAUGAUGAAAAUCUGGGAAAAUGAAAAAAAAAAUAUUGUCAACUUUGUUUUUUAGAGCAUGUGCGUCUCUAUCAUUGCAAUCUGAAUCAUCGAUGUAGCUUUUCUAUAGUAUAUGGAUUUCCGUUCCCAUGCAAAGGAGUUUUCGGCUUUAUUUGAAUAUUUUUCACGUGCAAAUCUAUUCGUAGCUCGAAUUCGAGCAAAUGACUCAGUGAGAUGAGGAAUAAGUGAUUUUCAAAUGGUAGUUAAUAUUAGUUUGAUGUAAUGAAAAAAAGUAUCGAAAUUUCAAACAAAAUUUGUCAAGCUCUUUCAAUAUUGUUAUGUAGUUCUCUUUUUCGAAGGAAUGCAAAAUUGUUUAUUGGUGUUCGAUAAAGUAUCCAUGAAAUUUAAGGGGAUCGUUGAGAGCAUUGAGUCUCUUUAGGCAAUCGAGCAAUAAUUUGAAAUUCAUUUUUUCUUCACGUAACUCACAAAUUUACAAUCCCUAAAUCUUGUAAAAUCUUGAAAAUGAAGAGAAAAAGGAGAAAGAAUUGACAAAGCGUUUGUAAAGCUUCUUCGAAAAAUAUAAAUAUUGUGUUUUUUUUAUUAUUAUUUGUUACACAUGUAUUAUGAUUUGUCAAAACAAACGAUGCGAAAGAGAGAAUUAAGAAAUAGACACUCAAGUAUUCAACGA
Venturia canescens is the source of this 4526-nucleotide messenger RNA. Its product is annotated as serine/threonine-protein kinase VRK1-like. Gene Ontology annotation, cellular component: cytoplasm; nucleus. Gene Ontology annotation, biological process: signal transduction; peptidyl-serine phosphorylation. Bases 472 to 2082 code for a protein of 536 amino acids. Lineage: Eukaryota; Metazoa; Arthropoda; Insecta; Hymenoptera; Ichneumonidae. The record is from RefSeq and is a predicted model, not a curated record. Gene Ontology annotation, molecular function: ATP binding; protein serine/threonine kinase activity. The transcript is spliced from 10 exons.